AUGUCAUUCGAACAGCAACAUUCAGAAAAGAAUGAUUCUAGUAGUCUACCGGUACUCAUUUCAACAGAGUAUCCGUCAUUAGACUGUCCUGCUACGUCUCCAUUGGACCUCAAUUCACCAUGUUCAGAUGAAGGAGUACCAAUAUCAAAUGGGGAUAAACUUUAUUUAUCCGAUGUGUUGGUGCCCUUCUCAUCAACUCCAAACGCAUCAUCCGAGUUGAAAGGUUCAAUGUCAUCGAGAAGACGAAGUCCUAAUGUGCACAAGGAUCACCUGAUAUGUUACAAGUGUAAGACCACUACAACUCCUGAAUGGAGGAAAGGACCAGAUGGACCUGCAACACUGUGUAAUGCAUGUGGACUAUCAUUUGCCAAGAAGCUUAAGAUGGAACAAGGAAAGUCCAAGCACUCUUCGAGCAUCAGCUUUUCAAACAAUAUCAUCCCGUUCAUUCAUGAGAACUUCACCAAUGUGCCACCUUCAACGUUCAUCCCAGUGUCUCAGGACUCCCAAACACAACAACAACUACCAAAUAUACAAGACUCAUCACAAAGCCUCACUGUACAUAGCAUCAAAGACGAGGUCCACACUCCAACUCAAACACCAACUCCUCCCACGAAUCAAACUCCAACUCAAAUUCAAACUCCAACGACAACACCAACUUCAUCACAAGCUCAGACUCCAACUCCAACUCCAACCCAAACUCAGACUCCGUCUGUUCCAACUCCAAUUCUUCGUCCGACUGCGGUGGCACCAAUCAAAUCAGAAUCAAAGUCUUCAUCGAGCUCACAUAACAAGAAGUCUUCAAAGUCUUCCAAGAAACCAAGCAAGGACAAGUCGCACACCUUCCAUCAAUAUACCAAUGCUCAGAAUAGCCAUAGUUACAUCCCUCCGCAUACUCAAGUGGUUAUCAAGCACUCCAAGUCCAAGAUGAAGUCCAAGUCAAAGUCAAAGAAGAGCAAGAAGUCCAAGCACCCAGUGGUUCCCGAGAUCCUGAACAUGCCCUCGUCCACCAUUGGUCCGGAACCUGUCGUCUGCACUCCAACACUCAUAUGCACGAAUCCUCCACCCCUGCCUCCAAGCUUCUCAAGCAGCAGUGAUCGAGCAUUCAAUCUCGAGAGUCUAGAGACCGUUGCAACAUUGCCCACCGAUGCAUGCCCUGGCAGGGACUCAAGCCCAGACGAUCACAACUACAUCCACUAUAUUGAUCCAAUAACUUCACAGACAUGUUUCUUCACCUACCCGCUAAAUGGACAACAGUAUACCAACGACAACAACUUUUCAAUCAACUAUCCACCAGUGGAGCCUACUGCCUUCCACGUCUCACAAUCUUAUCAAACAACACCAAGUAACCUACAUUAUUCAUCAUCAUUCCAAACAACUACCUCAUCACAAGGUAGUUGCUAUCAACAAUCGAUUGACUAUCAACAACAACCACCACAACAACAAUGUUAUCCAAUUCACCAAUAUCCAUCCUUCCAUAUUUCCCAAGCAUCUUUACCAUCGCCACCUGACACUUCAUCUGAUAUCAUUGACAUGGACAAUAGUUACAUCCACAACAACAAUAUCAACAACAAUGUUCAACAUGGCUAUGUCGACUACAACAUGAACAACAACAACAACAGCUAUUACUCUCAUUGUGUCCAACAACAACAACAACAACCAAUCAUCCAACAUGGAUACUGUGGUGGUAAUGAUAUCGGUUACUCGAACCAACAAUACGAGUCUGGACAACACUACUACACCUAUGGCAGCACGUCCUUUGGUGGUCUGCAAAUGGACACCCAGAGCUGGACGACGCCAACACCUCCCUCCUACAUGGACGGCGGUCAUCAACCGACCAACACACCAACCAUGAUGUACUAUCCCGAGAGCGACUUCUCGAUGGAUGCCUUUGCCAACAACACCUCUCAAUCACCAUUCCAAGUGUCACCAAUAAUGAAUGGUGCUCCAUUGUAA
Molecule: messenger RNA, 1953 nt
Organism: Acytostelium subglobosum LB1
Lineage: Eukaryota; Evosea; Eumycetozoa; Acytosteliales; Acytosteliaceae
Exons: 3
Coding region: 1-1953 (650 amino acids)
Biological process (GO): regulation of DNA-templated transcription
Molecular function (GO): sequence-specific DNA binding; zinc ion binding
Source: RefSeq, a predicted model, not a curated record